Molecule: messenger RNA, 1782 nt
Organism: Tinamus guttatus (white-throated tinamou)
Lineage: Eukaryota; Metazoa; Chordata; Aves; Tinamiformes; Tinamidae
Source: RefSeq, a predicted model, not a curated record
AUGGAGAACGGAGGCAGAGCUGCCCUUUCGCCCAUGCAGGCCGAGGCGGCGAUCUUCUUCCAACAGGAUGUUUCCAAGUUGACGCCUCUCUCACCAGAAGUCAUCAGCAGACAAGCCACAAUUAAUAUAGGUACAAUUGGCCAUGUAGCCCAUGGAAAGUCAACAGUAGUCAAAGCUAUAUCUGGAGUUCACACUGUCCGAUUUAAAAAUGAACUGGAGAGGAACAUCACCAUCAAGCUGGGUUAUGCCAAUGCCAAGAUUUACAAGCUGGAUGAUCCAAGCUGUUCCCGACCAGAGUGCUACCGAUCUUGUGGAAGUAGCACCCCAGAUGAGUUCCCUACAGAUAUUCCUGGCACCAAAGGGAAUUUUAAACUAGUCAGGCAUGUCUCUUUUGUGGAUUGUCCUGGCCAUGAUAUUUUGAUGGCUACUAUGUUGAACGGUGCAGCAGUAAUGGACGCAGCUCUGCUGUUGAUAGCUGGUAAUGAGUCAUGCCCUCAGCCCCAGACCUCAGAACAUCUAGCUGCUAUAGAAAUCAUGAAGCUGAAGCACAUUUUGAUUCUACAAAAUAAGAUUGAUUUGGUAAAAGAGAGUCAGGCUAAAGAGCAAUAUGAACAGAUCCUUGCAUUUGUACAAGGUACAGUUGCAGAAGGAGCGCCAAUUAUUCCAAUCUCUGCACAGUUGAAAUACAACAUUGAGGUAGUUUGUGAGUAUAUAGUGAAGAAAAUUCCAGUCCCUUUGCGAGACUUCACAUCCGAACCAAGGCUUAUUGUAAUUAGAUCUUUUGAUGUCAACAAGCCUGGUUGUGAAGUUGAUGACCUGAAAGGCGGUGUUGCUGGUGGCAGUAUUUUAAAGGGUGUUCUAAAGGUGGGUCAGGAAAUCGAGGUCCGGCCUGGUAUUGUGUCGAAGGACAGCGAAGGAAAACUCAUGUGCAAGCCAAUCUUUUCCAAAAUUGUAUCCCUCUUUGCAGAACACAAUGAUCUCCAAUAUGCUGCUCCAGGAGGCCUUAUAGGUGUCGGAACCAAGAUUGAUCCAACUUUGUGUCGGGCUGACCGAAUGGUAGGCCAGGUUCUUGGUGCGGUUGGAGCACUGCCUGAAAUAUUUACAGAGCUAGAAAUUUCUUACUUCUUGCUAAGGCGAUUAUUAGGUGUGCGCACUGAAGGAGACAAGAAAGCUGCAAAGGUGCAAAAAUUAUCCAAGAAUGAAGUUUUAAUGGUAAACAUAGGAUCUUUAUCCACUGGAGGGAGAGUCAGUGCAGUAAAGGCUGAUUUGGGCAAGAUUGUGCUAACUAACCCUGUAUGCACAGAAGUGGGAGAAAAAAUUGCCCUGAGUCGACGAGUUGAGAAACACUGGCGUUUAAUUGGCUGGGGUCAAAUCAGAAGAGGAGUGACAAUCAAGCCAACUGUUGACGAUGACUGAAGAACGAAAACGAGUGCUUCAUUUUUAAAGAUGAAGUGCCUAUUUCUAUUUUGGGGGGGGUAUAUUUUCACAGUGGAAUUGGAAGCUGUGCGAACAUUAUCUUUAAGUUGUAUGGCUGACAUUUUAUUGAAUUUUACCCUCUUACUAAAAUACUAGUCACUAUCACCAUUAAAAGUGUAAAAGAAUUGGCGUAGAAGUGGGUUCAGUUAUCCUCAUUUUAGUACAAUUAAUUGUACAUGUCUCAUGGCAUGUCUAAUUUAUGUUGUGUUUGAGGCAUAUCUGUUUAAUAUCAGUCAAUUCAGCCCCAGUGUAACACAUAAACCAUAAAUCCAGUAUUCAAAUAAAAUACUGCUUAUUUUUCAUUAA